AUGUUGUUAAAGUCUAACAUGUUGCACAAUUUGAAUCACAAGUAGAUUAACAUUGAUUAUUUGAUACAUUUAAAUAUGAUCCAACAUCACAUGUUAAACAAUGUGUAGUUGUAGUUUAACAAGUUAAGCAAUUGGAAUCACAAGUAGAUUGACAUGUAUUAGUGGCUACAUUCAUAUACAUGUUAAUAUCACAAGUCAAGCAAUAGGUUGUAGUUGUUUAGCAUGUUAAACAAUUAGCAUCACAGGUUGAUUAGCAUUCAUGACUAGAUUAAUUUAUAUACAUUCCAGCAAUGCAAGUUAAGCAAUGCGUAGUUAUUGUUUGGCAAGUUAAACAAUUAUUAUCACAAGUAGAUUAACAUAAAUGAUUUGUUUAAUUUAAAUAAUAUCCAUUUUAACAAGUUAAGCAGAAAGUAGUAGUAUCUUAGCAUGUCAAGCAAUUAGAAUCACAUGAUACUUAGCAUUAGUUAUUUGAUUAAUUUAAAUACAUACUAAGUGGGCAAGUUAAACAAUGAGAUGAUUCUAAGUAACAAGUUUAACAAUUAAUAUCACAGUUAGGUUAACAUUAGGAUGUUAUUAGAUUUAAAUACAUACUAGGAUUGCAAGUUAAACAAUGCGUAGUUGUAGUCUCGCAAGUUAAACAAUUUACAUCACAUGAAGAAAAACAUUAGCUUGUCAAGAUACUUAAGUAUUCCCCCGAGUGA
Messenger RNA from Paramecium primaurelia, 701 nucleotides. NCBI's taxonomy places the organism in Eukaryota, Ciliophora, Oligohymenophorea, Peniculida, Parameciidae. The record is from the annotation of a GenBank genome assembly.